CCUCGCUCUUAUCAGUAUCACGCCGAUAUAACCGAUUACGAUCUCGAGUGUGAAUGUUGGUGCUGUAUCUCCUGACUGCAAGGCUCUUCAAGUGAUAUUGAUGCGUUUGCUGGAACGUGAGCAAUCGAAAAACAGUAAAGGAUGGGUCAGACCACAGAGGGGAACAAUAGUAAUAAUGACAAACGAAUUGAAAGUAAUAUACAGCAUAGGCCUGAUGAAGGAGCUUUGGAACUUGAUAAGCAACAGCAAUCUCUCUUGCCAAAACCAAGUAGCAGUACGAUAAGACACGUUAGAGAAUAUAUUCCAAAAUCUGGAGUGAAGAAGUAUAAUCAUGCCUUGAGUAAUUUGAUACCAAUACGUUACCAAAAGCAAAAAAAAGAAAAUUCACCAGCAGAUAAUGCUGGGUUAUUUUCUUAUGUAUAUAUAACAUGGAUGACGCCAUAUUUAUGGAAAGCAUAUAAAAAAGGUCUUACAAUCAAAGAUCUGCCAGACAUUUCAGUAUAUGAUACUUGUGAAUACAAUGCGCUCAGGCUCGAUGUACUCUGGCAACAGGAAUUAAGCAAAAAUGGUCCCAAUGCAGCAUCAUUCUCUUCGGUUGCAUGGAGAUUUGUUCGCACUCGAGUCUGCGUAUCGUGUUUUUUACUGAGCUGUUCUCUUAUCUUUGGAUUUAUAAGUCCUACAAUAUUAAUGAGGAAGAUACUGGAGCAUAUAGAGUCUCCAGAAGAAAGUUUUUGGGAUGGCUUUAAAUGGGUUUUUCUACUGACGAUGUGUGAUUCUUUGCGAGCUUUUUUUUUCACUUGGACGUGGAAUAUGAAUUAUAAGACUGGAUUGCGACUGAAGUCAGCUUGUACAGCUCUAUUGUAUAAAAUUAUAAGACUAAACAGUCUUAGCAAUAGAAGUACAGGAGAAAUAAUCAAUUUAUUUUGCAACGAUAGUCAAAGACUCUUUGAUGUGAUUAUUUAUGGACCGAUGAUCAUCAGCGGACCAAUAGUUAUAAGUUGCGGUAUCAUUUACAUAUUAUGGUUAUUCACUCCUGUUGCUCUGAUAGGAAUGAUAGCUUUCCUCUCAUUUUAUCCAUGUCAGUACUUCAUCUCUCGUGCGACUGGCUAUUUUCGAUCGAAAUCUGUAAACAUUACGGAUACUCGGGUGCGACUCAUGACUGAAAUUCUGGAAUGCAUAAAGUUGAUCAAGAUGUAUUCUUGGGAAAAAUAUUUUGGUCAAAAACUUCUCGCCAUACGAAAGAAGGAGGAACGUUGGCUUCAUAAGACUGCAUACUUUCAAAGCCUUAGCAUUUCUUUAACACCUGCAAUACCUGUGAUAUCCGCGAUUAUUACUUUUUUAGCACAUGUUGCUUCGGGCAGUGGAUUAACUGCUGCACAGGCUUUUCCAAUGACCACAUUAUUUGGAAAUUUGCUUAGACUGGCGCUCACGUCACUUAAGGAUACCACGCGAUAUUUUAUCAGCGCUCUCAUAGCUCUUAGAAGAUUCAAGGUAUUUCCCUUCGUAUCGGUGCUCAAUGCUCAAAUUCGCACUUCUUUCAUGUUUUUACAAGUGGCCUUAAUUAAUAUCGCCGCAGUAAAGAUAACUUUUGGCAGAAUAAAGAAUAUACUAUUGUUGGAUGAGGACAGUUGCCAGGCAUCAAAACCGAUUGUAAGAUCGGAAGCAGUUGCCAUCGCUAACGGUACCUUUGUCUGUGACAGUAUGAGGCUUCAAAUGGACGCAUCGAUCAAUAUAAAAAAAAGUAACUAUUUCUUUUAUAAUAACAAUUUCUUUUGUGGAUCACAAUGACCUUUCUGUCUUUUACGUAGAAAGAAAUCUCCACCAGUUAUGGAUAAUCCAGCAGAACUGGAAAAUCUGAAUCAACCGACACAGGAGGCUAAAUAUGUUGAAGUUAUUAGCGACAUACAUUUCGGAGCACCCAAAGGAAAACUAGUUGGCAUCUGCGGUCAUGUAGGUAGCGGCAAAUCCAGCCUGCUGCUUGCAGCUCUGGGACAGCUGAAAAUAACGAAGGGGCAUAUUUCGAGAGAAGGUACUUGUGCCUACGUCAGUCAACAAGCGUGGGUCGUAAAUGGCACUUUCAAAGAAAACAUUCUGUUCGGCGAGGAUUUCGAUGCAAAACGUUACUAUCAUACGAUUAUGAUCUGCAAUUUGAAGGAAGAUUUGAACAUGCUGCCAGGAGGAGAUGACACUGAGAUCGGUGAGAGAGGCAUCAAUCUAUCCGGAGGACAGAAACAAAGGAUUGCACUCGCGCGAGCAUAUUAUGCCAAUCGGGACAUUUACUUCCUCGAUGAUCCCUUAAGUGCAGUUGACGCGUACGUCGGCGAGUAUAUAUUUGAGAAAUUGAUCCUCGAGGCUCUUAGAGACAAAUCUGUUCUUUUCGUGACACAUAACAUUCAAUUCUUAAAACGAUGCCAUGAAAUUUACAUGAUGAAUGCUGGUAAGAUCGUAGAGCAUGGAACUCACGAAGAUCUCAUGCGACUCGAUCGAGAAUACGCCUCGAUGGUGAAGAAUAGUAUAAUUGUAGCGGAGGACAAUAAUUUGUCAGCUGUUAAAUCUACGGGAGUGACACAGAAAAGUACGAAUGCUGACGAUUUACAGAAGGAAAUUACACACAAAAAUGAGAAGGAGAAAUUAUACAAAGGGACAAUUUUAACAAUAGCAGAAAAAUCUGAAACCGGAUCCGUGAAAUCUUAUACUUAUCACACUUACAUACAAGCCACAGGUGGUUAUCUAGUUGCUGUUCUCGUAUUUUUCACGUUCUUUUUGAACGUAGGUAGUUCAGCCUUUAGUACUUGGUGGCUCGCUAUAUGGAUUAAAGCUGGCGGAGGCAACGUGACUGUGCCAGAAAGUAACGGGACUGUGUACUCAGAAAACAUAAAUGCUAAUCCUCACUUCUCAUUUUAUCGAGAUAUAUAUGGAGCUUGUAUCGCCGGUAUACUAUUGACAAGUUUUAUUCGUGGUUUAGUCAUUAUGUUUACUACGAUAAAAGCUUCAACUACGUUGCACAAUUCGUUCUUUCGCAAAAUUAUUAGUUCUCCGUUACAGUUUUUUGAUACUACUCCAAGUGGUAGAAUACAGAACAUUUUCAGCCGAGACAUAGAUGAAAUUGAUAAUUACUUGCCAAUUUCAAUAGAAAACAUGGUGCAAAAUAUUUUUACUUGUAGUUUUGCUAUUUUCUUUAUUUGCGGCGUAUUACCAUGGUUUUCAAUACCGUUGGUUCUAUUUGGUGCGCUAUUCUUCUUUGUUAGUAAAUUAUUUAGAAUAGGAAUGAGGGAUUUGAAGAGAAUGGAGAACGUCUCACGAUCUCCGGUUUUGAGUUUCGUUACAACAACGAUCCAAGGUUUGAGCACGAUUCACGCAUUUCAAAAGGAGAAGAAUUUUUUAUAUAAAUUCGAGGAGUUAUUUAAUACGAAUAAUGUGUGUCAGUAUUUAUGCCAAGCCGCGAUGAGAUGGUCUGCUGUACGAUUGGACAGUUUGGUAAUCGCCUCGUCUUGCAUAACCGCAUUACUUGUGAUUUCAUUUAAAAAUGAAAUAUCGCCGGCCUUUGCCGGUUUGGCUAUGGCGUAUGCCACACAGAUGACUGGCGUUUUCCAAUACACAGUUAGACUAAUGUCUGAGACGGAGGUGCGCUUUAUAAGCGUAGAGAGAAUCGGUUACUAUCUAAAGACCUUGCAGAAGGAAGGUGCGAGCAAACCAGUUGCUUUUAAACCAGCCGAUGAUUGGCCUUCUCGUGGCAAAAUAGAAUUUAAGGAUGUUCAAAUGAGAUACAGAAAAGAACUGCCGCUCAUACUAAUCGACAUCUCUUUUAGCAUAAAGCCCGGAGAGAAAAUUGGCAUUGUGGGUCGCACGGCAUCCGGCAAAAGUUCCUUAAUUGUAGCUUUAUUCCGGUUAGUUGAAAUUUGCGAAGGUGUUAUUAAGAUCGAUGAUAUCGAUAUUUCAAAAUUGGAAUUGAAUGUAUUAAGAAGUAAAUUAUCGAUUAUUCCUCAGGAUCCGGUCUUAUUCAGCGGAACUAUAAGAUCUAAUUUGGAUCCCUUCCAAUGUCAUGUCGAUGACGAUAUUUGGCGUGCCCUUGAAAAGACUCAGAUGAAAAAAAAAGUGUCUCUUAUGUCGGGAUGUCUUGACGCUUCCGUUGGUUUUGGUGGAAAUAAUUUGAGUGUCGGUGAGAGACAGCUUCUUUGUCUUUCAAGAGCUUUAUUACACAGUACAAAGAUUUUGAUUUUGGACGAAGCCACGGCUGCAGUCGACCCAGAAACUGAAGCAACAGUACAGAAUACAUUGCAGAAAGAAUUCGCGGAUUGCACUGUACUUACAAUUGCUCAUCGAUUACAAACGGUUCUCAAUUGUGAUCGUAUUCUUAUCAUGAGUGAGGGCAAAGUUAUCGAAUUUGACGCGCCCGAUACACUUCUGUCUCGUCCAGACUCUGAAUUUUCAAAAUUAAUGGCCGCUGUGGACAAAAACGUUUAAAAUAAUCUUUGUAGAGAUCUGAACCGAUUGCAUUAAUCACAUUUUAACAAUAAAUAAUGAAACUAAACAAACAACUCUCACAAUCAUGUGAGUAAAUAAAAAAAAAACAAAUGCAAAGUAUAUAUUACCAAAAUACAAAAUAAAAUAUGAAUCAAGAUAUAAACUAUAAAUUUUUAUAAUUAAGCGAAUUAAUAAAUUAUUAGUUAAGACUAUUACUUUAUAAGUUCAUAUCUUGUACAAAUAAAAACGAGAAACAAAA
Molecule: messenger RNA, 4723 nt
Organism: Pogonomyrmex barbatus (red harvester ant)
Lineage: Eukaryota; Metazoa; Arthropoda; Insecta; Hymenoptera; Formicidae
Product: ATP-binding cassette sub-family C member 5-like
Biological process (GO): transmembrane transport
Cellular component (GO): membrane
Molecular function (GO): ABC-type transporter activity; ATP binding; ATP hydrolysis activity
Source: RefSeq, a predicted model, not a curated record